AUGCCGUGCAAAUUGUUAAUUUUAUUGGCUAUUCUAAGUGUCUCUCUGUAAUUUGAUGAGGACGUCGAUGUACAUGAAGAGAUAGAGAAGUUGAAAUAAAGUCAAUUCGGAUAAACAAUCUUGGACACAGUCUAGAUUUAAUUAUCUGGGCCUGAACCAUUACAGAAUUUGAUAAAUAUGCUAUAGAAUCUGAACACUCAAUUGGAAGGAGAACAAGACAGAGAUGACAGAUUACACGAGAGAUAUUAAUCAUUAUGUGAAAACGAUUUGAGCACCUUGGAAGAUAUCAUUAAUGAAUCAACAAGUACAUCAAAAUUGCUUAAGGGAUAGAUUGACUAAUUGGAACCAGAUAAACAAGCAAAAUUGACAGACUUAGCAAGAACAGAAAAUGAAUUAAAAGAACUCAAAAACGAAUUAGAAUAUUAAACUGAGAAAAGAAAAGAGGAACAAGUUAGAUAUGAAAAAACCUUAGAUAAUUUAGAACAAGGCUUGUAUGCUUUAAAUGAAGCCAAGAAAAUGUUUAACACAUUUCUUAAUGUUCUUAUUAAAAACUAAUAAAGAUUUGCCAGUCUCAUUUAAGUAGAAAAUCAAGAUAAGUUCUUAAAUAAGAAUUAUUCCCUUAAUGAUGAAGAUGACAUAACUUUGGUUGAAAUCGCUCAAUAGAUUAAUAAAAUCAAACAUAAUGUAAAAGCAGAAGGAAUCAACUUUCUUUUGCAUGGAAUCUCUCAUAUUGUGAAUCUAUUAUCCAAAGACCCAACAGCAGAAUAAGAAUCAAUGAGCAGAAAAGUCUUGGAAAUCAUUUCACAAGUGGACAAUUGGAUUCAAAAGCAAAGAAUUUAUGAAGAUUUAUGCGAACAACAACGUAAAGAUGCUUUCGGAGCUUUGGCCUAAAUGUUGGAAGAUCAAAUUAUAUUGAAAUAAGAGAAUUUAACCUUCCUUUAAGGAUCAAUUGAGUCUCUGAAUUCUUAAAUUACAAGUGCUAAAAAUGAAAAGGCAGAAGUAGACGUGAAAAUAGAAACUAAAACAUCUUAAAAUGAUGAUCGAGAUACUGAGUGCAGAAAUGAAGACUUGGAUUAUUAAAGUGGCAAGAAUAAGAGGGACAAAGAAAGAGAAGAAUUAGGACUUGUAUUGGAUUUGGUAAUCAAUAAAAUUGGAUAACUCAAGAAGGAAAUAUUAUAAAAAUGA
Paramecium tetraurelia is the source of this 1185-nucleotide messenger RNA. RefSeq lists its product as uncharacterized. The record is from RefSeq and is a predicted model, not a curated record. NCBI's taxonomy places the organism in Eukaryota, Ciliophora, Oligohymenophorea, Peniculida, Parameciidae. The transcript is spliced from 4 exons.